Sphenostylis stenocarpa is the source of this 465-nucleotide messenger RNA. Lineage: Eukaryota; Viridiplantae; Streptophyta; Magnoliopsida; Fabales; Fabaceae. The record is from the annotation of a GenBank genome assembly.
AUGGAGGAGAAGAACCGAAGUAUGGAGAAGAAAUUAAGGAAGAAGAAGGUUAGGAAGGAGACGAAGUCAAGGAAGAAGAAGUUUUGGAUGGAGAAGAAGUUAAGGAUAAAGAAGAAAAAUGAAGUUAAGGAAGCAGAAGAAGUUAAGGAGGAUGGAGAAGAAGUUAGGGAAGGAGAAAAAGUUAAGAAUGAAGAACAAGUUAGAGAACUAGAAGUAGUUAAGGAUGGAGAACAAGUUAGGGAAGGAAAAGAAGAAGUUAAGGAUGGAGAAGUAGUUUGGGAUGGGGAAGAAGUGAAGGAAGGAGAAGAAGUUAAGGAAGAAGUAGAAGAAGAAGUUUUGGAUGGAGAAGAAGUUAAGGGUAAAGAGGAAAGUAUGGAUGGGGAAGAAGUUAAGGAUGAAGAAGAAGUUUGGGAUGGAGGAGAAGAACCCAAGUAUGGAGAAGAAAUUAAGGAAGAAGAAGUUUAG